AUGUUGGCAGCAUUACAAUUAAUCAAUAUUGUUGCCAAUAUGUACGAGAACAGUAUUUUUGGAUGUGGAAAGUUUUUGUACAAAAUGUCUUCAAUUAUUGGAACAGAUACUAUUAGCAAAAUGAAUGUGAUCUCAGUGGUGAAAACAUACAUUUCAAAAAUGAUUGAAGAUAGUGGUCCGGGAAUGAAAGUUUUACUUUUGGAUAAACAAACCACAAGUAUCAUAAGCAUGGUUUACAGUCAAUCGGAAAUUUUUCAAAAAGAAGUUUAUUUAUUUGAAAGAAUAGAUGUAGGAAACAGAAAGGAAUCUAUAAAACAUUUAAAAUGUAUAGUGUUUAUGAGGCCAACAAAGGAAAAUAUCGGUUUUCUGGCUGGGGAAUUGAAAUAUCCAAGAUACAGUACUUAUUACAUUUAUUUAAGUAAUAUUAUUUCAAAAUCAGAUAUUAAAAUAUUAGCAGAAUCAGAUGAGCAAGAAGUCGUUAGGGAAAUUCAAGAAUUUUAUGCUGAUUAUUUAGCUGUCAGUCCUCAUUUAUUUUCUCUAGGAAUUCCUUGCAUUUACGAAGAAUUAUCUUGGAACUUAAAUCACCUGCAAAGAUCAAUACAGGGAAUAACAUCAGUACUUUUAUCACUUAAAAGAUUCCCUAUAAUUAGAUAUCAAGGAAUGUCCGAAAUGGCCAAGAGGUUAGCAGAAGGAGUUCGUGAUGUGUUAACUCGUGAAAGCUCUCUUUGUAAUGUCGGUCAUCAUAGCACUUCUACGAUUCUCCUUAUUUUAGACAGAAGAGAAGAUCCCAUAACUCCUUUGCUUAAUCAAUGGACUUAUCAAGCGAUGGUGCAUGAACUUCUCACAAUCAAUAACAAUAGGGUUUGCUUACCGAAAAACCAAGACAUGAAAGAAGUUGUUUUGUCAGCAGAACACGAUGAAUUUUAUUGUAAUAACUUGUAUCUAAAUUAUGGUGAAAUAGCUCAGAUGAUUAAGGAAUUGGUUGAUGAAUUUCAAAAAAAGGCCAAAAGUCACAAAAAGGUGGAAACGAUUGCGGAUAUGAAAAAUUUCGUCGAGUCUUAUCCGCAAUUUUCUAAAAUGUCAGGAACGGCAACCAAACAUGUAAACGUUGUAGAUGAAAUAUUUUCCUUGAUUGGAAAAUAUUGUUUGAUGGAUGUUUCGGAAUUGGAACAGGAUAUUGUUUCGCAAGAUGAUCAAAGCCAACAAUUACAAAACAUACGUGGGAUUAUUAAUAAUAAUAAAAUUAGAGAUAUAGACGCCACACGUUUGGUCAUAUUAUAUUGUUUAAGGUAUAGACGUUCGGGGGAUGCCAAUGUUAACAUGUUGGUAAACGCGUUAAGAAAAAGAGGAGUUUCCGACAGGUUAAUUAACAUGGUAGAUAAAAUAAGGCAUUACAGCGUGGAUAUUAAAAGCGAUUUGUUCGGUGAAAAUAAAACGGUUGAAAAAAUAAAGAAAAAAUUAUCGGAUUUGAAAGGAGUCGAAAACGUUUUCACGAGGCAUACGCCAUUAUUGAAAGAAACGUUAGAGGAUUUGAUUAAAGGGAAAUUAAAAGAAUCCAUGUAUCCCUACGUAAACAGUAGUAAAGGUCAAGGAAACAAAAAAAUUCAAGAUGUAAUUGUUUUUAUGAUCGGUGGUACGACAUAUGCAGAAUCUUUGAUCGUACAUCAGCUGAAUAGGACACACGCGAGAGUAAGCAUCGUGCUCGGUGGUACCACCAUACACAAUUCAACGUCUUUUUUAGACGAAGUAGAAAUGGCAACCGAAAGGAGCGGUUGGAAAUCGAAUUCACGAAUAAAACAGCUUUAA
Messenger RNA from Pediculus humanus corporis (human body louse), 1806 nucleotides. Its product is annotated as vacuolar protein sorting-associated protein, putative. Gene Ontology annotation, cellular component: Golgi membrane. The record is from RefSeq and is a predicted model, not a curated record. The transcript has 11 exons. Gene Ontology annotation, biological process: vesicle-mediated transport; intracellular protein transport. The coding region runs from base 1 to 1806 and encodes 601 amino acids. Lineage: Eukaryota; Metazoa; Arthropoda; Insecta; Psocodea; Pediculidae.